UGAGUGCACUCAGUACAUUCCUCCUCAGGCAAUAACAUGCAUGUUUAUUGUACCUCAGGUAUAUGGAGGCUUUGUGACCAGCCGUUUGGUCCGGGGCGAUGAAUCCCCUGUAAAGUGUGCUGCUGUCCUCUCACCCAUUACAGACUUUGAAUUAUACGCAUCUGCAUUUUCCGAGCGAUAUCUUGGGCUGCCUAAACCUGAUCCGAGGGCAUACACAAUGGCAAAUUUAGCACACAAAGCAUCUCAGUUCAUGGAUAAGAAGUUUCUUAUAAUUCAUCCAACGGCUGAUGAAAAGGUUCAUUUCCAACAUACAGCAAAAUUCAUCAGCCAGCUCAUAAAUGAAAAGGCCAACUAUACGUUACAGUUAUUUGCCAACCACUGGGAGUUCUUUGAUCACAGUUGGAUCCCACAGCAGUCUGAGGAGUAUCCCUCCCAAUGCCUUCAUUCCACAUCAUGA
This is a messenger RNA of Notothenia coriiceps (black rockcod), 457 nucleotides long. RefSeq names its product dipeptidyl aminopeptidase-like protein 6. Gene Ontology annotation, cellular component: voltage-gated potassium channel complex; plasma membrane. The transcript has 5 exons. Bases 41 to 457 code for a protein of 138 amino acids. The record is from RefSeq and is a predicted model, not a curated record. Gene Ontology annotation, molecular function: serine-type peptidase activity; potassium channel regulator activity. Gene Ontology annotation, biological process: regulation of potassium ion transmembrane transport; proteolysis. NCBI's taxonomy places the organism in Eukaryota, Metazoa, Chordata, Actinopteri, Perciformes, Nototheniidae.